Molecule: messenger RNA, 1353 nt
Organism: Anopheles cruzii
Lineage: Eukaryota; Metazoa; Arthropoda; Insecta; Diptera; Culicidae
Exons: 3
Coding region: 1-663 (220 amino acids)
Source: RefSeq, a predicted model, not a curated record
AUGUCUGUAAUGCUGCGGACACUGAUACUGCUGGCCAUCGGGGCCACGGUGGUGCUAGCCCAGCGCCGUCUGGCGCUUCCGGACCCGAGAAGCUGCGCCAAUCGUGUGCGACAUGCGACAUACCGCGAUGCCCGCGGUGUGGCCCACUCGUACUUCUUCAGCUGGGAGCAUGCCCCGACCCGGAGCCUCGAGGUGGACUGGCUCGAUGCGCGCAACAUCUGCCGCCGGCACUGCAUGGACGCCGUCUCGAUGGAGACGCCGCAGGAGAACGAGUUCAUCAAGCAGCGCCUCGCCCGGGGCAACGUGCGCUACAUCUGGACGUCCGGCCGGAAGUGCAACUUUGCCGGGUGCGACCGACCGGACCUGCAGCCCCCGAACGAGAACGGUUGGUUCUGGUCCGGAUCGGGCGUUAAGAUCGGGGCGACCACCCAGCGCAACACCGGCGACUGGAGCUACACCGGAGGCUACGGACAGGCGCAACCCGACAACCGGGAGGCCGCUCAGGGCAACGACGAGUCCUGUCUGUCGAUCCUGAACAACUUCUACAACGACGGGCUCAAGUGGCACGACGUCGCCUGCCACCACCUGAAGCCGUUCGUGUGCGAAGACUCUGACGAGCUGCUGAACUUUGUCCGCUCCCGCAACCCGGCCAUUCGCCUGUAGGACCCCCCUUCUCUAGCGGCAGCAGAGCAUCGACCCGGACUCGACUGUGCAGAGCUUUCCCCGUUUUUGUUUAUCGUGUCUAACUUCGAGUGACAUCGGAGAUCCCCAUCACGUUGGAAUUCGUAUCGCCCAAAAGUAUUAACCGCCAAGUGAUCGCACUCGCGACUCGCGACAACAGCAAGCAGGGAAGGGAAGAAAAACGGAAGAAAAGGCUACACAGAGAGACAGAGAGAUAGAGAGAGAGAAAGCGACCAGAGAGACAGGACAACAAUAACACCACCCUUGGCCGCGCGGAACCUGGCGCACUCGUUGGAUCUGCUUUUUGUAAUAACUAUUUAUUGUACCUUAAGAAAACCGCUUCAGACAGUUCGGACGAUUUUCGUCGCCAUCUGACCAAACUUUCAUCCUGGAAAUUUGGAGUCUUCUGCGCGAUCGGCGCCCAGCGAUCGAGGGCUCAUCUCAGAACAACCCUCCCCGGGCUCAAAGCAGGUUGGAAAACAAAGCCUGGCAUCAAGAGGGCUCGAAUACUUCACACACACAAAAACGCACCAAGACCGGACCUUUCGAUAGGCAAAAUGAAAAUGAGUUUUGAGAAAAAAAGACAAACAUACAACACCCGUUCGAGAUACUGACAGAAUUAUUGUUUUUAAAUUUGUAAGUUUUUGUUUUCAUUGGAACGAGAAUAAAAAG